AUGGCGCAGCCGCCGCCGAUGGUCGUCCCGGAGACGACGACGGGGAAUAAUAAGGCAUUGGCGACAUGGGCACUGCCGCAGCUGAUCAAGGACCUCGGCGUCGGCAAGUCGGUGAGGUCCGGCGACUUCUCCGUCGGCGGCUACCGCUGGGCCGUCCUCUUCUACCCCUCCGGCUCCGAGCCUCCCAAACAGCCCGGCGGCGCGCGCCACGUGUCCGCCUACCUCGAGCUGCUGACCCCCAACGUCGACGAGGUCAGAGUCAUGUUUGACCUCAGCUUGACGGCUGGGACCCACCAUCCAUGGGUCGUCGCCGAGGAUUUCUCACCGGCUGACUCCGCCGAACUAAGACGGAGAUCCUUCUUCAAAGAGGGCGACUUCCGCCGCCACGCGUCCUUCUCCACCACGCCUCCGCCGCUCCGGCCGCCGCGCCCGCUGCCGCCUCACCACCCGCCGCGGUGCUGGGGCGUGGCGGAGUUCGCGCGCGGCGAUCUCGCGCCGUUCAUCGUCGACGGCGGGCUGGUCAUCCGGUGCGACGUCACCGUGAUCAAGCCGCCGCGCGUCACGCCGACGCGGCGGCUGCUUCAGGCGCCGACCGCCAUGCCGCCGCUAGGGCUAGGGGAGGAUCGCCGCCGGCUGCUAGAGAAGGAGAAGAGAGACACCGCCGGCGCGGAUGUCGAGGUGCUCGUGCGAGGCGAGUCCGUAGCGGCGCACCGCGCCCUGCUCGCCGCACGGUCCCCGGUGCUCCGGAAAAGGCUCCAUGAGACCGGUAAUACCGCCGUUGCCGGAGACGACGACGAAAAGGAGAACGACAAAGACGGCGACGGCAAGAAGCGCCGCCACACCGCGGCCAAGCGGGUGGCGGUGACGGUGGAUGACGUGGAGCCGGCGGUGUUCAAGGCGAUGCUCCACUUCAUCUACACUGACGAGCUUCCACCGGAGAGCGCCGGCGAGGCGACGGAGCUCCUCCAGUGGCUAUUCGAGGCGGCGAAGGCCUACGGGGUGGAGAGGCUGCCACAAAUGUGCGAGGCGGUGUUGUGCGCGAGACUGAGCAAGGCGACGAUAAAGGCCGCCGCCGCCUUUGCCCGGCGCCAUGGCGGAUCAUGCGACAAGCUCAAGACGGCGUGCUUGGAGUUCUACAAGGCCACACACCGGGUGUCGGAGACGGCCAUUAUUGGUUCCGAGCAGCGGCUCAAGAGAAGCCUCCCGGAUGGCGAAGCAGAUGAUGAUGAUUCAGAGGCUGCUGCUGACAAGCGGCUUAAAAGAGCUUGA
Molecule: messenger RNA, 1269 nt
Organism: Brachypodium distachyon (stiff brome)
Lineage: Eukaryota; Viridiplantae; Streptophyta; Magnoliopsida; Poales; Poaceae
Product: BTB/POZ and MATH domain-containing protein 2
Exons: 2
Coding region: 1-1269 (422 amino acids)
Biological process (GO): protein ubiquitination
Molecular function (GO): protein binding
Source: RefSeq, a predicted model, not a curated record